Messenger RNA from Gongylonema pulchrum, 231 nucleotides. NCBI's taxonomy places the organism in Eukaryota, Metazoa, Nematoda, Chromadorea, Rhabditida, Gongylonematidae. The record is from the annotation of a GenBank genome assembly.
GGCGGUGGAACGAUCCGUGAAGCAGGCGGCGCGUUUGGAAGAAUGGAAGCUGCUCGUGAAGAAGAGUAUUUCUACAAGCUAGAAAGAGAGCAGGUGAAGAAGAUGAGACUCGAUUUGGAGCAUAAGCUGGAAGCGAAGAAAGAGUCAAAUCAACCACUUACUGAGGAGGAGGAAUUGACGCUGAAACAUCUCAGGGAACUGGCUUCCAUUAACAAAGGAAACAGGCCAUAA